UCUUGUGUCUCUUCUCUCUCCAAUGCUACACUUUAUUCUGUUCAAAUUCGAUACUUUGCUGUUUGCUGAGAACGAGGCCUCUUUGUUUCAAAGGGAGACAGAUAAAGAAGCUAUAAGCUUUGUUUCUCUUAAUCCCCUCUCUGUCUAAAAACCUUUGCUUUCCUUUAUUUCUCUAUCUAUGUCUCCUACAUUGUCUUGUUCUACUUCAAGAAUCUCUCAUCUCACUUCCACGCAUUAAAUUGUUGUCUCUCUUGACUAAUUGCAUUCUCAUAUUUUGUGGGUUUCUUCUCGUUUCUUGUUCUCAAGUGUCUCAUACAGUGCAUUUACAAAGUAGUACAAGAGGAAACCAAGAAAACUCACUUGCUGUUCGGUCCCUUUUGGCUCAUUUCUAGUUGAAACCAAGAAACCCGUUUGUGGUUCGGUGUAUCUGGCUGGGUUUUGGUAGCUUUCAGUGGUUUUAGAGCGUGCAGGGAGUAAAGACCUUCUUGACUUGUUUCAAAGCUUGAUAAUAGUGUGUGGAAGGAGAAUUCCAGUUGUGGAGUUCUAUUUCUUUGAGUUAGUGACCAUUUUUCUGGUGAUAUUUUAGUAAAGCUUGGGAGCUGGGGAGGGGCAGGAAGUAAAAGAAGAGCUAUAUGAAUUAAUAGUGAAAAAUGACAGAUGGGAACUCCAAGAAAAGCAAGCUCUCCUGGUCCAAGAAAAUGGUCAGAAAGUGGUUCAACAUCAAGAGCAAAAAUGAGGAAUUUCAAGCUGAUGAUGUUCACGGGGGUGAAGUUCAGUACAGGACUAGCUUCUCAGAGAGGGAGCCGUGUACAAUAAAAAAGAGCAAAACAGAGAAAUUUAGCAAGAAUCCAGAGCAGGUCCGGCGGAACAGGAUGAAUCUUGACCAUCCUCGUAUCAUAGACGUGCAAAACUACAGCAUUUUUGUAGCUUCUUGGAAUGUGGCUGGAAGAUCCCCUCUAAGUAAUUUAAGUCUUGAUGACUGGCUUCAUGCUUCACCUCCAGCAGAUAUUUAUGUUCUUGGAUUUCAAGAGAUAGUUCCUUUGAAUGCUGGAAAUGUUCUGGGUGCAGAAGAUAAUGGCCCUGCCAAAAAAUGGCUGGCUCUCAUCAGAAAGACUCUAAACAAUCUUCCUGGAACUAGUGGAAGUGGUGGGUGCUAUACACCGUCUCCAAUCCCUGAGCCAAUUGUAGAAAUAGAUGCUGAUUUCGAGGGAUCAUCUAGACAAAAGAAUGCUUCUUUCUUUCAUCGCCGGUCAUUCCAGACAACCAAUAGCUGGAGAAUGGACAAUGAUCCUUCAAUUCCUCAGCCACGACUUGAUCGGCGAUUCAGUGUAUGUGAUCGGGUAAUAUUCGGUCACAGGCCAAGUGACUAUGAUCCUAGCAAUAGAUGGGGUCACAGACCUAGUGAUUAUUCCAGGCCCAGUGAUUAUUCCAGGCCUAGUGAUUACUCCAGAUGGGGUUCCUCAGAUGAUGAUAAUGGGCCCGGGGAAUCACCAAGUACUGUUUUAUACUCACCAAUGUCAAAUGGAAAUUCCUAUUCUGCGUCUACCGAAGAUGGAUAUAGGAGGCCAGGGCAUUCAAGGUACUGCUUAGUGGCAAGCAAGCAAAUGGUUGGCAUAUUCCUGACAAUAUGGGUGAGGAGUGAUCUGAGGGAGCACGUCAAAAACAUGAAAGUUUCUUGUGUUGGUAGAGGAUUGAUGGGUUACCUAGGAAAUAAGGGAUCUAUUUCAGUCAGCAUGUCCUUGCACCAAACAAGCUUUUGCUUCAUAUGCAGCCAUUUAACCUCUGGGCAGAAAGAAGGUGAUGAGUUAAGAAGGAAUGCAGAUGUCAUGGAGAUUCUUAAGAAGACAAGAUUUCCGCGGGUUCAUAACUCGGGUGAUGAAAAGUCUCCAGAAACAAUCCUUGAGCAUGAUCGAGUUAUUUGGCUUGGGGAUUUGAAUUAUCGUAUUGCCCUGUCAUAUCGAGCUGCCAAGGCACUAGUUGAGAUGCAAAACUGGAGAGCAUUGUUAGAGAAUGACCAGUUAAGGAUAGAGCAGAGGCGAGGUCGUGUUUUUAGGGGAUGGAGUGAGGGGAAAAUUUAUUUUCCACCAACCUACAAGUAUUCAACCAAUUCAGACAGAUAUGCAGGGGACGAUAUGCAUCCCAAGGAGAAACGUCGAACACCAGCUUGGUGCGAUAGAAUUUUGUGGCAUGGAGAAGGCCUCCAACAAUCAUCUUAUGUACGUGGGGAAUCUCGGUUCUCAGAUCAUAGGCCUGUCUAUGGCAUAUUUUGGGCAGAGGUUGAGUCGAGUCAUGGUCCAUUGAGGAAAAGCACUAGUUAUUCUAGUUCCAGAAUUGAGGUAGAGGAGCUUUUGCCGUACUCACAUGGGUACACGGAACUAAACUUCUUUUGAAGGUUGAUCAGAUUGGCGGGAAUCGCUUUGAACAAAUUUUGCCUUGAAGGGUGAUGGAGACAAUCCGUUGCCCACUGACUGAAAAAGGUGUAAAUAUUUGUAAUUUUGCCAGCAAAUUAACUCCACACAUCAUCAACUCAGUGUAACUUUUGAUCAUCAUAACGUUCCAGUUUCUGUUUGGCACAUAAUUGAGUUACCAGAUUAAAAACACCUACCUUUAUUGCAAAGUUUUGUGCAAGCACUAUCAGUCCUUCAUCAUGAUUCGGAUGAACUCAAUCACUCAACCCAUCAGGAGCUGCGAAGUAGUUGACUAAAAGAUUGAUUUAUUCAUGAUUUUUUUUUUGUUUUAGUUUAGGAAACACUUUUGAUGACUGAAAGAAGAUGAUACGAUCAUUUUGGCCCCGUCUUUUGUUUUAAAUGUAGAAGCAAGUAGAGAUCUGAUGGAUAUUCGUUACCAAAGCUACAGGAAAAAUUUAUAUAAUAUCGAAAUUUAUGUUA
Molecule: messenger RNA, 2888 nt
Organism: Populus trichocarpa (black cottonwood)
Lineage: Eukaryota; Viridiplantae; Streptophyta; Magnoliopsida; Malpighiales; Salicaceae
Product: type IV inositol polyphosphate 5-phosphatase 7
Exons: 13
Coding region: 651-2390 (579 amino acids)
Biological process (GO): phosphatidylinositol dephosphorylation
Molecular function (GO): phosphatidylinositol-4,5-bisphosphate 5-phosphatase activity; phosphatidylinositol-3,4,5-trisphosphate 5-phosphatase activity; inositol-polyphosphate 5-phosphatase activity
Source: RefSeq, a predicted model, not a curated record